Calypte anna (Anna's hummingbird) is the source of this 5683-nucleotide messenger RNA. It is a transcript of the gene PCNX4, whose product is annotated as pecanex 4. The coding region runs from base 305 to 3856 and encodes 1183 amino acids. NCBI's taxonomy places the organism in Eukaryota, Metazoa, Chordata, Aves, Apodiformes, Trochilidae. The record is from RefSeq and is a predicted model, not a curated record. The transcript is spliced from 12 exons. Gene Ontology annotation, cellular component: membrane.
CCCGCCGUCCUCAGCAGCAGCAGUAGCAGCGCCGGGGUGAAGGGGCCCUGCUGGCGGGGUGGAGCGCCGGGCCGCAGCCUCCGCCGUUCACACUCCCUCGGGGCGGGUGGGGGGACGCUCCGCCACCCUCCCGCCGCAGGCUCAGCCACUUUCCCUUUCUUCCCCCCGCCCCGGCCCGCAAAGCCCCUGACCUGCUCCGAGAUCGGGCCAGAGCUUUCUCCAUUGACAUACAGAACAGUAUAUGCUGAUUCUGCAGGAACUCUAAAGAAAAAUGAUCCUCAUCCAGCAUUCCUGAGUAAUAAGAAUGGGUCCAGAUGUACCUCUGCUGAAUGAUUACAAACAAGAGUUCUUCUUGAAGCGUUUUCCACAGACUGUGCUGGGAGGUCCCAGGUUUAAAUUAGGCUAUUGUGCCCCUCCUUACAUAUAUGUGAAUCAGAUUAUUCUGUUCUUGACACCAUGGGUUUUGGGAGGACUAGGAACACUUUUGUACCAGUUAGGAGUUCUGAAAGACUACUACACUGCAGCACUUUCAGGAGGACUGAUGUUUGUUACUGCACUUAUUCUUCAGAUGACAAAUAUAUAUGCAAAACAGAAAACAGUGACAGUAGAGAGAAUGCAAAUUCAGAAUUCCCUAACAGAUGAAGAUGAGUUUGAAUUUUCCAGCUGUGUAGGUUCAGAGACAGUAAAAUUUAUUAUUCCUGGCAAGAAGUAUAUCAUCAACACUGUAUUUCAUUCCCUUCUGGCAGGGGCAUUGUGUGGGUUGGGAACUUGGUAUUUGCUGCCAAACAGAAUAACUUUGCUGUAUAGCAACAUUGGAGGAACUGUUGUGAUCUUUGUGUUUGGAUGGGUGACUAUAUGUAUAGGAGAGUAUUCAUUAAUCAUAAAUACAGCUACUGAAACAGCUACUUUCCAAGCACUGGAUACUUAUGAAAUCACUGCUCUGAUGAGACCUUUCUACAUUUUUCUCUUCAUUGCAGUGGAUCUCGCACACAGGUUUGCUGUCAACACACCCAUUCUAGAACAGACAAACCAGAUUUUGCACAUCAUAUUUCUUUUUCUGCCAUUCUUAUGGGCAAUGGGAAUCCUGCCCCCCCUUGACGCACUUUUUCUGUGGGGAAUGGAACAGCUGUUGGAGUUUGGACUGGGAGGUUCACCCAUGUCAAGUAACACAAAGUUAUUAGUAAUGUUUCUCAUUUCUGCUGGAACAGCAAUAGCACCGUAUUUCAUUCGCAGCACUCUCGGUGUGAUCCUCUUCAUGACUGGAUUUGGGUUCAUACUGAGUCUUAACCUAAGUGAGAUUGGUUUUGCCUUCAAACACACCAUGAUCAGCCACUUAGCCUCCAGCAAAUCUAAAAAUAUGCACAGAGGUCUUAGAGUACAAUUCGGGUGGAGGGAAUUUAUUUUUUAUUUGUCUAUAUUGGCAUUUGCUCUCAUUGAAGCCAGCCUGCUGCAUCAAUUUGCAGGCUUUUCAUCAUUUUCCAGAGCCAGUCCUCAGGCUAUAGCAAGUUACAUUCUGAUUGUAUUACUUAUAAUUAUGUGGAUUCUUAGAGAGAUUCAGAGAGUGUACUUGUUUGGAGUCUUCCGAAACCCCUUUUAUCCAAAGGAUGUCAGGACUGUGACUGUGUUCAUGGAGAAGCAAAGAAGGCUAAUGAAAGUUGGUGUUGUCAGGAGGAUUUUACUAACACUAGUGUCCCCGUUUGCUAUGAUAGCAUUCCUGUCACUCGACCGUUCUCUGCAAAACCUUCACUCUGUGUCUGUUUGCAUUGGAUUCACAAGAAUAUUUAGGAUGGUCUGGCAGAAUACAGAGAACGCCCUCUUGGAUAUAGUGGUUGUGUCAUUGGCACAGAUGUUGGUGUUGAAUCCUGACCUCUGGUGGAACAGGAGCCUUGAUACAGGAAUCAGACUCUUGCUGGUUGGUUUCCUACGGGAUCGACUGCUUCAGUUUGUCUCCAAGCUGCAGUUUGCCCUCACCAUCCUCCUGACAUCCUGGACAGAGAAAAAACAACGCCGUAAAUCCACAGCCACCUUAAUCACACUCAACGUCGUUUUCUUCCCCAUCCUGCUGACCUUCAUCACCAUCUCCACACUCCUUUCUUCUCCUUUGCUGCCUCUCUUCACACUGCCAGUAUUCCUGGUCAGCUUUCCCAGGCCGGUCCGAAGCUGGCCAGGACCUGUGGGUGCUGCUGCCUGUGUUUGCUCCGAUACCGUCUAUUACCAGCAGAUGGUUCCGAGCCUGGCUGUUGCUCUGCAGUCUGCACUGGCAGCUGGCAGCCUGGGUCUCUCUCUCCCCGGAUCACAUUACUUGUGCCGUUUUCAGGACAGGCUGAUGUGGAUAUUGGUGCUAGAAAAAGGUUUCACUUACUGUGGUGUUAACAUCAAGGGACUGGAGUUGCAGGAAACAUCCUGUCAUGCAGCUGAAGCUCACAGAGUUGAUGAAAUUUUUGAAAUGGCUUUUGAACACCAGGAGCACACAAAGAUUCUUUCCCUGAAUCACCAUUUUGGACACAUUUUGACUCCUUGUACCGUUCUACCUGUGAGGCUGUAUUCUGAUGCCAGGAAUGUGUUAUCUGGAAUAAUUGACUCUCAUGAGAAUUUAAAGCACCUGAAAGAUGACUUCAUUAAAGUGCUUGUAUGGAUGCUAGUUCAGUAUUGUUACAAGAAAUCAAAAACAUGGGAAAGGCCGGGCAGUGCCAACAAGAACAAGACAGGAUCACUUCAGGAAAAUCAGCAUAGUGGUGUAGUAGAGAAAUCCAGGCCUCUGAGGGAAGAAGAUAGCUUUAGUGUUGAUACAAUUGAGGACUGGACUGAUGAUAGUGACAUUUUUGAUCUUGAACCCAGUAACAGAAUGAAAGACAGAAAAGAACGUGGGCAGUGGGGAACUACCCCAAAAGUUCAUCUGUCUAUUCCAGGGUCUGUAGAAACACAAAGCCAAGAUGUCUCACAAGAAAUGUCACAAGAAGAUAGAUUAUACAGGGCUGUUGUGCUUGGGCUUCCUGCUGUAGACAAAGGGAAACGGCAGGAACUUUUACCUCAGGUUGAAUUUAGUUGCUCUUACUCAGAGCUACUGAGCAUCCCUGAAGAAUGGAGAACAGCCCCAGUGCCUUCCUCCAAAGUCAAUGAAAUGAGACAGAGGUUUCCAGAGGAGUGGUACCGCUUCAUUUUGAGUCAACUGGACUUUUUUCAUCUGAAGGAAAAGCCUUCUAAUUUACUUGAAGACCUUAUGAAAGACAAAGCUUUGAAGGACUUGUACAUCCAUGGAGUUCUGUCGUGCUGUUUUGGUCUGUUUGGACUGGAUAACACAGUGCCUGCCCCCAGCCACGUCUUCAGAGCAUACACGGGUGGUAUUCCAUGGUCUGUUGGGCUGGACUGGCUCACAGCCAAACCUGAGCUAUUCCAACUGACAUUGAAAGCAUUCAGAUACACUUUUAAACUUAUGGUUGACAAAGCAAGCCUGGGGCCAGUUGAGAACUUCACAGAGCUGGUGAACUACCUGGAAGAGUAUGAAAACGAUUGGUACAUUGGGCUGGUCUCAGAUCUGGAGUGGCAGCAAGCAGUUCUUCAGGAAAAGCCAUACCUGUUUGCACUGGGGCAUGACCCAAACAUGGGAAUUUACACCGGGCGAGUCCUCACUCUUCAGGAACUGUUAGUGCAAGUAGGAAAACUUAAUGAUGAAGCUGUCAGAGGUCAGUGGGCAAAUCUGUCCUGGGAGCUGCUCUAUGCUACCAACGAUGAUGAAGAACGCUACAGCAUCCAGGCACACCCUGUUCUUCUGAGGAACCUCACUGUGCAGGCUGCAGACCCACCCCUAGGCUACCCUGUUUAUUCAUCAGAACUUCUGCAUCUGCCUUUGUUCUAGAAUGUCUGUGGCACUUUUUUUUUAUUAUUAUUAUUACCGUUAUUUUGUAUUUUCCAUCUGCGUGUUGGGAACCAAAUGCUCAUGCUGUGUUUAUACACUCUGCCUAAGAUUUUACUCUCAAAGUGGUGUUGGGUGGCAGUGCCAAGCCAGCAUGUGGAGUUUGCACAGAAAUGGUGCUAGCCAGAACCUUCAGCAGGCAGGAAUUUUGCUUUCUUGCUGAUGGAACGUGUGAGACACCAUUGCCUGCCUGGCUGACAAGCCAGAAGAUGCUGAAAUUCUCUUCUCCAGUUUAGAGAAGAGCAGUGUGCUUCUGGUUCUGAUCAUUAACAAUUUUUGGUGUAUUCUGUUUUAUAUUUUUUUCUUAGACAGGUGACUUGCACUGUACAGUCAGGUUACAGCUCCCUGUGGUACCAUCAACUGUAGAGUUGGUACCAAAGUGUACAUAGGACUAUUUAUAUGAUUUUUUUUUAAUUAUUAUUAUUAUUAUGGCCAUUUUGUAUUCGACCGAAUUCAGUUUCAGAAUUUGUUGCAAGACUUCUGUUGCUCUUCCUUAGUUGUAGGAAGUUACCAGUUAUGCUUCAACGAAGUAAGCAGGAAGGGAAGAUUUUUACCAAUGUACUUGUUUUGAGGGGGAAGAGAAUUUAUACAAAACUGUACAUUAUGACACAUUACUUACUGUGUGACCUACUGAUGAAAGCAGCAAAUAUGUAAUUAGAGAAGGAUUUCAAAUCCACAUGGAUUAAAUCUAUCUUCUUCAAAUACUCACAUAUUUUUUACAUAUAUAUAUAAAUUGUAUGCAGCCUACAUCCUCGUCACUAACCAGUCUUCCACAACUCCUGUGAGAGCUUUGAUGAGGAUGAGGUGGAAAUCCAGCUGCCUGUGCCAGAAGCAAUUUAUUUUUUGUAACCUUACCCCACAGGUUAGAACAGAAUUUGGCAAUUGGGUUGUAAUGCUACAGGUCUCCUUGAAAACAGGGCUGGGCUGUCUCUCCAGUGGGUUGUUGAUCCUGUUGGUUACAACCUGUCAUUAGCACAGGAAUGUCUUUUCUCUGCAGGUCAGUAGUUAGGUGGAUGCCAAGCAGGUAAUUGUCUUUAACUUCUAGAAUCAGUUUAAGUCAGAGGUGCUGCACAAUUGAAACAGUCCUGGCUUACAACACCCAGCCCUGGAUAAUUUGGAGAAUGUUUAUUACUUUUUCUCCUCACCCCUAGGAAGUUUUUGUAUCAGGUAAAAUUUCUCACAGGAUUGUGUAUUGUGUACUUGGCUAUCAGGUGUUUCUUUUGAUCAGUGGCUGUAAAUUAUUUUAAAGGAAUACACAAACCCUGGAGUGGGAUUCAGACCCCCUGGUACAACACCUUAAGGUACAGGGAUGAAAUUAACACAGAACUAAACAAAAGCAGCUUUUAAAAGGUGGGUGGAUGGGGUGUGGGAAUGUAAAUAACAAAGUGCUGAUAAGCUAAAAUCCCCUUGCUUGGCCAUAAACAGUGUCUGGAAACAGUCACUGAAACUGGUCUGGAAAGGGCUUUUAGAGAGCACCCUUUUCAGCUCCUUCUCAAAAGGAACUUCGGGCAAAGUAUUUCAUCCAGUUCAAAAUUUUCAGUACCAGGGGUCUCAUGAGCUCAUCAGGUAAGUUUUCUACUUCUUGCAGCAGCUGGAAAGUUGUUUUUUUUCUUAAAUCUAAUAAAAGCUGUCCACCUCACCCUAAGCCUUUUGCUAUUUGCCUUCUGUAUGGUCACAGAAAACUGAAUUACUUGUUUUUUUCUUCUUUUGUUGCAGCAACAGCAGUUUGGGUUUUUUUAUUUGAAGCUGGCUGUAAUUUCUGCCCUCAUU